CUGAGAGAUAUCUUCGCGCAGUUUGACAGAGAUCAGAGCGGGAACAUCACGCACGACGAGCUGAAACACGUCGUGAAGAACCUGGACGGGACGGGUUUCAUCUCGCCUUCCGAGCUGCGAUACCUCCGAGAAAACAUCGACGACAUCAUCGCGGACAUCGACAAGGACGGGGACGGGGAGAUCAACUACGGAGAGUUUGUCGACAUGAUGAUUCACCUGAAGGAGCAGUUCAAGCAGCAGGACAUGCGCGAGCUCUUCAGGACCUUCGACAAGGAUAACAGCGGGAGCAUCACCGCGGCGGAGCUGCGCAAGGCGGUGAGUCAGCUCGACGGGAUCGGGUUGAUGUCCGUCAUGGAGCAGAGGGAGAUGAUGGAGAACCUAGACGCGAUGAUCAACGAGGCGGACACGGACGGGGACGGGACCGUGGAUUACGAGGAGUUUGUCGCGAUGAUG
Messenger RNA from Micromonas pusilla CCMP1545, 453 nucleotides. RefSeq lists its product as uncharacterized. The annotation marks the transcript as partial. The transcript has a single exon. The record is from RefSeq and is a predicted model, not a curated record. NCBI's taxonomy places the organism in Eukaryota, Viridiplantae, Chlorophyta, Mamiellophyceae, Mamiellales, Mamiellaceae. Gene Ontology annotation, molecular function: calcium ion binding.